UUUUCCCCAGCUAGUAAUAACCUGCUGUUGGAUAAGUGCACUUUUUUCUUGCUACCACUCGUGCAAACGCAUAAGCAGAGGCAGCAGAAGCACAUUUAAUUCACAUGGUGGGGACUUAAGACCAGAGAAAGACAUCUGGAAGCUGGUUACCCCGAAAUAUUUAAUCUACUAUCGCUGAAAUCAGUCGUAGAGGGCCCAAUAAAAGAACACACGCCGUUCUGUAACAUUUUAUUAUCGUCACUGUUAACGAACGAGCCAACAUUGCUGGACAAAAUAAGGUGCCCGAAAUAGGAUUCGGUUUGUUUACCGCUUUCCAGGCAAGCUUUGGUAGUAACACAGAAAAGUAUUUCUGUCAGCAUGCAUGCAGCUAUUUUGCGAUUCCAGGGCUGCUAGCUUGUUAGCCAGCUAGCUGCACCGUGCGUGCGAGUCGUGUUCGCUGAUGUUGAAUUGUCUGACCUCACUUUUUCUUUUACACAGCUGUGUGUGAAGGAGAUCGCGCCCGUGCUCUAGUGCCGGAGAGUUCUCUCACUGUUAAGUGUCGCCAGUAUGCAUUGCACUGCCCGUGUUACAUCGUACGCGGACAAAGCAAACCAGUUUAUGGUUUAUUUUGCUGACUAAAAUGGACGAGUCGUCGCUGUUGGAUUUGCUCGAAUGCUCGGUAUGUUUGGAACGGCUGGACACGACCGCCAAAGUAUUGCCGUGCCAGCACACUUUCUGCCGCCGCUGCCUGGAGAACAUUGUUUGCUCCCGCAAUGAGUUGCGCUGCCCGGAGUGUCGGAUACUGGUAGACUGCGGCGUAGACGAUUUACCAGCAAACAUCCUCUUGGUACGGUUGCUGGAUGGGAUUAAACAGCGACCGAGAAACGGAGGAAGACCGUCGCUGACCGGGGUAUCCCUCGGAUGUGCUGCUGGAGUUUCGGCUUCUCCUCCAGGGACUGCUAUCCGAGACUUGCCCGUUGCUACACGGAGCUCUCCAGUCAAGAAUGUUCCCCAGCUGCCCUGUGGGAAAGCUCUCUACAGCUAUGAGGGCAAGGAACCAGGUGACCUCAAGUUCAAUAAGGGUGACAUCAUCAUCCUGCGCCGCAAGGUGGAUGAGAACUGGUACCACGGGGAGCUGAAUGGCAGCCAUGGCUUCCUGCCCGCCAGCUACAUCCAGUGCAUCAAGCCCCUGUCCCAGACCCCACCCCAGGGCAAGGCCCUGUAUGACUUUGAGAUGAAGGACAAGGACCAGGACAAGGACUGCCUGACUUUCACCAAGGAUGAAAUUCUGACCGUGAUUCGGAGAGUGGACGACAACUGGGCAGAGGGAAUGCUGGGAGAUAAAAUUGGAAUUUUUCCGAUUUUAUAUGUGGAGUUGAAUGAAGCAGCGAAGCAGCUUAUGGACGUGAGCAAGCCCAUCCCCAACCCGGGCCCCAGUACCGAGCCCGGCUCUCCGGCUGGGCCCUGCUCCGGGCCGGGCCCUGCCGUCAAUGGCAACGGGCCGAACGGCGCCAUCCACCGCCGUUUGGACGGCAAGAAGAACGCCAAGAAGCGCCACUCCUUCACGGCGCUCAGCAUGACUCAGCGCACUGCGCAGGCGCUCAACAACCGCCACUCCAUGGAGAUCAGCGCGCCUGUGCUCAUCAGCUCCUCCGACCCCCGCGCCGCCGCCCGCAUCGGGGACUGCCCCCACCUGUCCACCAGCGCCCCCUCGCAGGACUCUUCCUCUUUCGCCGGGACGUCGGGCGUGGCCGUGGUCGUUCCGCCGCGGGUCACCUCCGUCGCCGGGGAGCUGCUGGCCGCCGCCAAAGUCCAGCUGCCGCUGAACAUAUACCUGGCUAUGUACGCCUACAAGCCCCAGAAGGCCGAUGAGCUGGAGCUGCGGAAGGGGGAGAUGUACCGUGUAACGGAAAAGUGCCAGGACGGCUGGUUCAAGGGCACCUCCCUACGCAGCGGUGCCUCCGGAGUCUUCCCUGGGAACUACGUCACCCCUGUGUCCAGGGCCCCCUUCGCGGUGGGGCAGUCCCGCGCCUGCCUGCCCGCUUCGGCCCAGGGGGUGAAGGUGGUGUCGGGUUCGCCGGGGUCGGCCGGGCCCUCCAGCCCGGUGCUGCUGGGAUCGGGGUCCCGCCCCGCCGCCCCUCUGGCAAACCCCUCCUCCUCCCCCCAGCUCCAGCCCGCCGCCAUGCACCUGAAGAACUGCCUGCGCCUGGCGGCCCAGCCCACGCCCGGCCAGGCGCGCGCCGCCCUGCAGCUGGUGCACAGCCCUCCUGCAGGCAGCCCGGAGCGCCCCACAGCCGCCGUGUCCCCACUGCGUCCCCACGGCUCACCCACUCGGUCCCCGGGCCCCUCAACACGGCCCCUGUCCAUGGUGUCCCCCCAACACUCCAACCACUCCCCCUCCCUGACCCCCAUGGCCCGCUCCCCCAUCCCCCUCACCUCCGCCGCUGUUGCCAUCACCCCGCCCAACGUCAGCGCCGCCCACCUGAACGGGGAGGCGUCGGCCAUCCCGCUGCAGCCCUCCUCCCCCGCCCAUCCCCAUGGCGCCGCUGCCAGCCUGCCCAAACUGGAGGAGAAGAAAGCAGAGAAGAAAGAGAAGAAGACUGGAGGUGGUCUGCUGAAGCUUCUUUCCGGAGCUGCAGCUAAGAAGAAGUCUCGCUCGCCCCCCUCAGUGUCCCCGACCCACGACCCCCCCGCGCAGGCCUCAGGCGAGGCGGCGCAGGGCGCGGUCAGCAGCCACGGCCGGGCGGGGUCCUGCCCCAUCGAGAGCGAGAUGCAGGGGGCCAUGGGCAUGGAGCCCCUGCACAGGAAGUCCGGCUCCUUGGACCUCAACUUCUCCGUGUCCCCCCCAGCCCGCACGGCCUGCUCCUCCCUGCUGGCCCUCCGGCCCGAACCCAAGCCCCUGUCCCGUGAGAGGUACCGGGUGGUGGUGCCCUACCCGCCUCAGAGUGAGGCGGAGAUCGAGCUGAAGGAGGGCGACAUCGUCUUUGUGCAUAAGAAGCGCGAGGACGGCUGGUACAAGGGCACCCUGCAGCGCACCGGCCGCACCGGCCUCUUCCCCGGCAGCUUCGUGGAGAGCUUCUGAGCACCGGGUCCUUCAGGCAGACGCGGGGCAGCCCAGCAAUGCAGGGAGCCUUCUAGAGAAGCCCGGGAACUCGCCCAACAUCCUUAAAGACGCCUUCAGAAGAGGCUCUCCCUGUGGAUGAAGGCGCCCGCUUCCUGUCACACGCGAAGGAGCCCGACGACGACGCAGCAACCAGUCAGAAAGGAGCAGAGAGGCGGGGGGAGGAGAGCCAUUUUAACUCACUGCCAUUGCUAUUAUUUGUGUUUUUGUGUCUGAAAACACACAAAAAAACAUCACCAUCAGCUUGGUCACCUUCAGAGAGGGCACACCCAGACUGGAGCCGGGGGUGGAGGGGGUGGGGCGGGGGGCGAGGGGGUGAGGGGGUGAGAUGGAUGGAGGGACAGAGGGGAAAGAGGAAGGGAGGGAGAGAAUGUGACCCCAUUCUGUUACCCCUCUACACCAGAAGCCAGCUCUCAAAUACUGGUGAGGCUCCAGCAGUGCCUUCGAUCUCAGAGCCACCUUAGCUCUGGCCCCGCCCCUCCCCAGCUCCACCCUCAGCUCCACCCAGCCCCUCCCCGGUGGCUGAGGGCCUGACCCUCUGCUCCAUUGUGGGAGAGCUCCAGCUCCUCCUCCUGCCCCAGUUCCUGCUAAUGUAAACUUUUGCUUUUCUUCUCCUGUAUUUCUACUGUAAGUUAUUGUGAAGCAGCUGCAGUGAUCUCUCUGUCUUCCCAUGGGUCUCUGGAGGAGCAGUUGGCAGGACUGUAGCGUUCUCUUAGGGCUCAGUCUACCCCCUCUGCAGAAGGGAAUUAAUGAGCUGCUUUACAGGGUACGCUCAGAGCUGGUAUUGAGUGUCCUCUCCACAAACGUGUUUCAGCCGUGUGGCAUGUUCUGUCAGCACAAGUAUUUCAGCAGCUUGUCCGGCUGUCUGAAUUGGCCCACAUUCGGGUUGGGUUCGUCUGAAUAAGAAAGCAUUCGUUUGACCUCGUUCUGCUACUCCUCACACUGUCCACAGUAUAGGCUAGCGCUGUAGUGUGGAACCUUGGUUUUGCCCUGGUGUCCACGGCUGCUCUUCUCCACAGCUGCUCAGCGCUUCAUUGGCUCUCGGGUUUGGCACCACGGCGUGCGGUGUGCAGACCGCAGUUCUGCACGGUGGGAAAACAACCAAGAGGCAACAUUACACACUUUCACACCAAGAGGAGCCAAGCACCACCUCUUCGAAGCGGUUUCAGGUUUGCUUUGACCAGGCGCGUUUGAGGCUUCGUUUCCCUCAAACAGACACGCGCCGACGCAACCGGGCUAACGCAACUGUGGCUGUGCUUGUGGCAUAAAAAGGAUAAUGGCAAAGCAGAGCGGUUGCGUUGUGAACGUGUCUUUGGUGGGAAUUCUACAAGAGGGUGGGAGGUAAACAAAACCUUCUGAUUUAAAAGGCCCAAUAAAGCUGAUCGCCAGUGGGAACAGUGGUGAUUAGACUGAGCGGAGUGUACAAGCACAGCUUCAUUUUAGCAUGACGGCUCAGCGGGGAGGACAGCUGUCCCCCUGGGAGCAGUGUCCCGCAUACACACCCCCUACACCCUUCCCCCCCCUUGCCGCUUGCUUCUUUAUUGCAUUACACCACAAAGCACAAUUACCAUCUCACCCGCAAUUAUCAAACCACUCCUUCUCGUUUCCUCUUCCCCUUGCUCAGACCUGGAGGUGGACGUGAGGAUCCUUGUUUCCUCUUAAAGGGGACGCGUGGAAGAAGCACAAACUCAAAAUGCAGACAAAUUAAGAAUGUCUCGAAUUUGGUUCCAGUUUCAAAAUUCAUUUUUAUUUGCAUUUAAAAAAGCUGAGGCCUUUGUAAACAAUUGAGCAAAGCAUGAUGGGACUCUUGGUACUCUGGAGUCUCCUGUUUUGAAAGAACAGAUGACUGCUUUGAUUGUCCAGUGUGGUUUUACAUUAAUUCAGCUGAACAAGCACAAAGCCACUCUCCCUGGAAGAGUCGGAACCGGAGACGUUAACAGAGGAGAUUCCCUUUAUGUAAAAACAGAGGCAAGUGUUUAGGGUUUGGAGGAAAGACUGCGGUUUAUGCUGCUGCUUGCACAAGCAGUUGAGCUGUUUUCUGAGAAAUGUUCAGAAUAGUUAUCUUUUAAAUUGUUUAUGAAAUUGGAAUGCUAGAUUAAUUCUGUUUAAUGGAAUGGAUUACCCUCAGGAAAAACCUUAUUGGACUCAAAGUUUCCUGCUCAGACCUAGGAAAAAAUAUUUUAAAAGAUGACUUAUCAAAAGUCUUAUAAAACGGUGUAAAGAUUGUUUUAUUGGAUUUUAUCCGGUCGCGUUUUUAUAACUUAUAUAUUAUAUACUAUUAUAAUAUUUUUCAAGUUGACAUGCAGUAUUUAGUGUUUGAGCAGUAUGGUCUCACAGGCACAGUGAAGUAUUUAUUCAGCUGGGUGCAGUUUUAUUCUUGUCCUCCUCUGCCUGAUUGAUAUGAAAGUGCCUGCGAAGGAGAGGAGCUGUGUGCUGAAGCCCCCAGAGCGUUCUGUGUCGCUUGUUUAGCCCUGGUUCUGGUCCCUGUGGGAGCCGGCUCUUCGUUACAGACCGGGCUUGGUGAGAAGGUCCGAAGCGUAGCCAGCUUCUUCCUUCUCCCCCGCAGAGGCAGCUGCUGCUGAAAGGCACCUCAUUCAUUUCCCGGGCAAACGGCCACGUGGUCACGCGGAGACCCCGGGUGGAGUUUAAAGGGCCGUUUGUGAGCUAAUGAGGCCAGCCUCAGACCAGAGGCCCGCAGUCCUGAGGCCAGAGACCGGCCCGGCCAGCGAUGGGCUAUCAGCAGGCUAACCUGGAGGCAGUGACCAGCUAGCAAUGUGCUAACCACAGGCUAACCUGGAGGCAGUGACCAGCUAGCAAUGGGCUAACCGCAGGCUAAGGACAGGCUGACCCGGACCCAGCAGCAGGCCAGAAGGUCCAUUCUGACAGAGACGCGGGGCCUCGUUCACUCUGCGCUCAUGGCGACAGGCUGUCCCAGUCACGUGGUCACAUGACCCUGCCCGCAAUCCCGUUGUAACGGUGACAUUAAGGAAGCACAAACUCAUUACAGGCUGGGUUAUGUUAUUUCAUCAGAACCCACGUUUAAAGCACAUUUCUCUAAUUAAGUAUUUGAUCAAUAAAAUGGAAUCUCCUUUACAGAUUCAAAAUAAAUGUAAAAAUCAAAACCCAAAAUGAGGUAGCAGUUUGAUCUGCUGUCUCGCUGAGAUGCGUUUGGAGGAGUCCGGGUUUUCCCAGAUCGUGGGCCGGGACAUUGGGCACUAAUACGCCCCGUUGUUGGGUGAGAGGCUGUGGUAUUGCGUCUCCUCCCCCACUGGAACUUUCAUAGCCGCAGCCGCUCUCUGUCUGUCCCUGGCAGGAGACGGUAGCCUGCGCUAGCACCCCCAAUAACCUUGAGCCAGGGUUGGGGCCCUGGAUAUCUGCGCAGAGCUUGUUUCCCAGCCUCCCUGAUAAGCGCACUUCAUUAGCCUUAUCGCCGCAGAUGUGGCCCAGGGCUUCAUGGGUAAUGCGGCUGAGGAGGCAGGCACAGGUGCUGAAAGGCGAGGGCGGAUUUACGAUCUCUUUCCCCGAAAGGACAACAGGCCGGCCCCCUCAUCUUCGCCCGCCUCUUCCACACACCGAUGGAGCUGUUUUCCUUCCUUCGCCGUCUUCCCGCCUUCUCUCACUGCCAAACAAGUGGCGUACUUUUGUCACGACAUUAGCUUUGAGUCGCUCAAAUCGACCGAAGGUGUUAUUUUUGACCUUGGCGGGUCCCAGCCUGCGACCGUCUUGACAAAGCCAUUGGGAUGCGGUCCAGGGCAGCGGAUUAGCCUUUCUGCGGGUAGACGUAAAGCACAAGCUCAUUUCUGCCAGUAGGAGGCGCUGUUUCCUCACAUUGACCCAGGUGAUGGGGAGGGGCAGAUCACUGCAGUUGGCCAUCUUGGUAUUUGUUGUUAUUCAGCGUUUCCCUCAGUCUGCCCUGUUGCAGGUGGCCUGCGCUGUCUGUGGGCCACUGAGAUGAACUUUAACAAAGGUGGUUUGUUCGACACAUUCAUGCCUGAUUAUUCAGAAAGAUUUUUUUACAUUAUUGCAAAAAAAAAAGAGGAAAAUAUACAUUGUGGCACCAUUUUUGACAAGAGACUAAGGAUGUCCAGAAGUCCAGGCUGAGGAUGCUACACUCAGCGCUGGUAACAUGGCGUUCCAGCUCAUUCUCAUUUACACAGUCUUGUGUUAACCUGUGGUUUGGUUGUUUUAUUUUAAGUCAAGUGCAUUUUCCGAAAUAAAUGCCUUUGUUUUAAAA
Messenger RNA from Anguilla anguilla (European eel), 7334 nucleotides. RefSeq names its product E3 ubiquitin-protein ligase SH3RF3-like. The record is from RefSeq and is a predicted model, not a curated record. The transcript is spliced from 10 exons. Gene Ontology annotation, molecular function: protein binding; metal ion binding. Lineage: Eukaryota; Metazoa; Chordata; Actinopteri; Anguilliformes; Anguillidae. Bases 620 to 3061 code for a protein of 813 amino acids.